UCUUGGCUCCGCACGUAGAUCGCGCCGAUCGAACCGCUCCGUCCCCGACGGUGCCGCGGUGCGGAGCCGGGGUGGAGGUCCAUAUGCUGAAAGGUCUCUCAACUGGAGUUUUGGAGGUGCAAACAGACAAGGGUAUCUCACAGGCCUUGCGCGGAGCAUGGCUGCAGAUUGGCAGCUGCGUGCCGGGCCAGGAGUGCUACACAGACCAGAUCCACUUGCUCAUGCUCUUGAUGCUGUUGAUCCUGGCCAUUGUCAGUAUGCUUUGCGCCUUCGGAUUCUUCCGAGAGGACAAAGAUGAGAUGUUCACUCCCCUCACGCCCCAGCUGGUGGUGAAGAAGGAGGCCCAACUCACCCUGCGCCUGCCAUAUGACACGCAGGAAGACAGCUUUAGCAUCACCAGACUUGGUGGGGAAGUAUUUUGCAAGGUCGAGGCUGAAUGGCCGGAUCCCUUCCGGGACUCCUCCGCUUCGGCGGCAGGUGUCUUGGGCACCAUAAAGAUCCAGAGUGCGAGGGGAAACACUAUUGCUUUGGUGAGAGCCAGGCAUAGCACCAUGGGCCAAAGCUUGCAGCUUUGUCGACCGACGGUCCACGACUACAUGACCGACAUGUUCGCGUUCGUGGAGCCCGAGGGAGAGAACCGUUUCUGUAUCCGCCAUAGGACCGGCUACCCCCUCCUGACGCUGCAGGGCAACUUCCAGGGCCCAGGAGUUCAUGUGCAAGGCCGGAACAAGGACAAGGCCCUGAUCUGCGAGUUGAAGGCGGGGUUGGGUGAUCUGUACGAGUGCUUCGUGCUGCAGUAUGUGGAUGCAGGGCUGGUCAUUGGCGGCCUCAUGGCCGUGCGGCUCCAACAUCAGAUCAUGGAGAGAGCGUCGCAGGUAUCUCCUGGGCGGGAGCUGGCCAGUGAAGAAGGUCAUGUCACUGGUGCGCACGAAGCGGAGGAGGUGACCAGUGUGCCAGGAGCUCCUCUUGAAGGAUCAGAGGAGCUUCCGGCGAGUCCGGCCUAGAGCGCCGGCGAGGCCGCUGUGCAACGUUGGAUCCCUGAGACUCUGAGCGAUCUGGGACGCCCGGAUCCUCUCGCAGAUCGCAGAUUCUGCGAUCCCUCGGUUUCACCACCCCGGUCGGUCGAGGUUGGAGCCCUUCAGAGCCCUUCGGAGCCUUCGGACCCUUCACGUCGAUGUUUUGUUUGGUACUUGGACCCCAUUCGUUUGGGAUACCCUUGCUAGACUCCC
Molecule: messenger RNA, 1229 nt
Organism: Durusdinium trenchii
Lineage: Eukaryota; Dinophyceae; Suessiales; Symbiodiniaceae
Source: the annotation of a GenBank genome assembly